This is a messenger RNA of Mycena citricolor, 2022 nucleotides long. NCBI's taxonomy places the organism in Eukaryota, Fungi, Basidiomycota, Agaricomycetes, Agaricales, Mycenaceae. The record is from the annotation of a GenBank genome assembly.
CGGGCGGAUGAGGCAGGUACAUCCGCUACGGUGGCGAGAUUCCGAGAAAGCACGCCGUUCCAAGUCCGGCCAGCGCGUCUACAUGACGGACCUGCAAGAGCCAUUUUGGACUGAAAUUUUACACGUGACCCCUUGAUGGCCUGGUCGCUUGUCACAGGAUUACCGCUUUCGUUCAUCCGUCGACCAUGUCCCUUUCCCUCGUUUCCAGUCAGUACCUAGAUGAGAACUCGGCCAAGAUUAGGACCAAGCCUGUACCGUGGGAGGGAUACCAACGUGCAGACUUAAUCACUACGGAUGAGCUCUCUCUCAUCAAGAAGGUCGAUAGGCAGUCGAAGGCAAAGACUGAAGCACUCUUGCUUUCUGACGCUCAGAAUUAUGCCCUCUUGUAUCUUCGACUCCUCAAGAACUACAGAGAGUCGAUACUAUGCAGUGCAUUCUUGUCCUCAUCGGAGAUGCCAUUGCUGAUCACGAUGAGCGCAUACCUUUGUUCACUCGUGCAGGCCCUCGAUACCCAAGAUGAAUUCGUACAACUCAAAGCCGCUCAAAUUCUAACCGUGCUCUUGUGCUCAGAAUCCACUCUCUUGCAGGCAUCACAACUUCACCCAUUCCUUACUUUCCUUGCCGGGCUAGUUCAAGGCAACUCUCCGAGCAAAUGCGAUAUCGCGGUACAAUGUCUUGAAGCUCUGCUUGCUCGUCCGGAAUGCAGGCAGGCUGUCUGGGCUAUCCCCGGUGUGACAGCAGGCUUUGUUGAAAUCCUGAAGCACAAGCCCGGUCCACAGAUGACUUAUCAGGUCGCUUUCUGUAUCUGGCUGCUUUCUUUUGAGCAAGAUGUUGCGGAGCAAAUCAACAAAAAGUAUGACAUCAUUCCAUUAUUGAUAGAUGCCGCCAAGGCUGCUGUGAAGGAGAAAGUUAUCAGGGUCAUUGUCGCAACGUUCCGGAACCUGGUUGUUAAAGCGCCCAGCGCGAAUUUGCCCUCGAUGCUUGUUGCUCAGUUGCUGCCAUUCGUCAAGAAUUUAUGCACCCGGAAAUGGUCGGACGAAGAUGUGGUCGAAGAUAUCCAGUAUCUACGCGAGGAAUUGGCCUCAAACUUCCAGAGCCUGACAACUUAUGACGAGUAUAGUUCUGAGCUCUUGUCUGGGCAUCUUUCUUGGUCGCCGGUACACGAGUCGGAUGAUUUCUGGAAGGAGAACGCAACCAAGCUGAACGAUAAGGACUAUGAGCAACUGAAGGUUCUUGUUCGGCUGCUGAAGGAGUCAGAGGACCCCGUUGUGCUUGCUGUCGCUGCUCACGAUCUCGGCCAAUAUGUCAAGCACUACGAACGUGGAAAGAAGCUCCUAAACGAUUUCGGCGCGAAAACGCGUGUGAUGGAAUUGAUGACGCAUCAAGACUCGGACGUACGAUACCGCGCGUUGGUGUCCGUGCAACACCUGGUCAGCCAGCCCUGGGUUACGGUCUAGUCUGCUUGAACACUGCCCGCCUGCAUUUUCAUAAUAUAUAUAGUACAGCUCUGUUAGACCCAGACUUCAGCAACAAUGUCCCACUCCUUGAGUGUUUUGGCGUGCUUGUCUUCGUAGCCCUCGGGCUCGUCUAGAAACUUGUCUUCGACGAGAAUGACCCGGAGACCACCGACAGUGUUGAAUCCAGGGCUGAUGGGGACGAAAGCGAACUCAAAGUCCUGCGUGGCCUGCACCAAAAUGUCCUGCUCGCCCUCCUCAGCAUUACUCGGACGAAUCAACUCGAUGGGUGGAAGGAACACAGCCGAUGGCCCACAAGGAACAAUUCCUGAGUUGGACGACCGUAGUUCGUCCGGCCCCUCGAAGAACGGUGGCGGCAGGCCCAACCCUGCUUCAUCCUUGGGCACAAUUUCUGACAGCUUCUGGUGAGCCAAAGCAUAGUUGAAUGUCGUAGACAUCGGCGACGGGGUUGAGAAACCGGAGAUCACCGUUCUCGGACUGUAUGGUUCAGGAAUCGCAGGCGCUGGAUUGAAGAUUGCAGGAACUAUCGCGCGAGGGCUCUGUAGAU